Molecule: messenger RNA, 1836 nt
Organism: Cordyceps militaris CM01
Lineage: Eukaryota; Fungi; Ascomycota; Sordariomycetes; Hypocreales; Cordycipitaceae
Product: WD40 repeat-like-containing domain
Exons: 2
Coding region: 1-1836 (611 amino acids)
Molecular function (GO): protein binding
Source: RefSeq, a predicted model, not a curated record
AUGGACCUCCCCACAACUGCCGACAAGGACCACAUACGACAUGGUCUCCGGCUUCUUGAUGUCAAUCAUCACGAGCUGGACUGGCAUGGCAAUUAUUUGACCGACUCCCUACCUCGAGGGGGGCUGAGCCAUCCCAGCGUAGGGCUGCGUACGCCACUGCGAGACAGCCUCGGCUCACUGCCUUCUCCCAUCAGCAGUAUCGGAGCAUCUUCCUGGUCAACCGAUGGUUACGUACCAUCUACAAAUUUCAAGUCCGGCCCCUCACAUAGACAGCUCCGGACAAGUCUACCCAGAGAUCAACAGCCGCCGACAGGUCGAUCACUGCGCCACAUCGCCUCCAACAUGUCUCAACACAGCCUUUAUCCUGCACCGACCGGGCCUCUUCCUCCCAUCCCGCCUUCCAAGAGUACUGUACGACGGCACUAUUCUACCGACUCCCAUAGCCUGUCAUCUAUUAGCACCACCCGCUCGUCGCGGUCGAAUUUCCAUGGAAGUUAUACAGAGGCCGCCCUGCCUAGUCCAGUCACGACUACAUCGCCCAAUUUUGCGGCCCCGAAAGGCACGGAGGGAUAUGGUUCAUUUCCGGACCGAGUCGGCCCACCUCUAUAUAGGCCCUUGAGCCAACGAUCAAUGCCGAAGCCUUCUAGUCUUCAUUUCUGGAAGGAUCUUGUUUCCGACGACAAAAAAGUGAACAAUAGCGUCCACUAUCUGGACAUAUCACCAAGCGCGACUGUUCUUGCCAGCAAACAUGGGCAUAAUUUAGUAAAGGUGUGGUCCUUGGCCAGCGGCGAGCUUCAAAAUGUCAUCAAAUUCUCGUCUUACACGGAGGCGAAAUCCCGCUCCAGGGACUACAUGAUUCGCAGUCACGCCAUUCUUUCCGAAGCAUCCACCUUGAUUGCGAUAGCUACACGCUUCGGCCGUUCUAUUUCCAUAUUUGAUUGGACAAGAAGAAAAUCCAUUCAGUCCAUUGGAGAUGCUGACAGAUGGACCGCUGGCCGCUUUGACAUGUUCGACGGGGGGCGAUGCCCGCUGGCGAUAUACCGGGCAGAGUCUGCGACAAUUGAUGUCUACCUGGCGACGCAAGAGAAGAAGAAGCCGCUUUAUAAACAGUGCUCAAUUGAGCUGGCCAAAGCCGGGCUCCCGUUUACUCCUAUCCUCCCCGAGUUGGCUAUUUCAGCAACAAGCCCACUCGUGGUUGCCGCGGCAGGACCGAGACCUCCGAUUGCCGGCCAUCCUCCCCCGAAAAGAGAGACUCUUCUCGUCGCAUGGGAAAUCUCGGACCAAGCCAAUCCCGAAAAUAAGCCCUAUCGAGUCGCGCGUCCGUGGCAACACUCGGAGCUUGACACUGCUAUCCCCAUUGACCUGGUCACGUAUGGUAGUGUCGUUGUAUCUAUUUGGAUACCCGCCAGCUUUCGCGCCGUCCCUGUUCCAGCGUCGCGGAAAGGCUCGGGGUACAAUUUAACAUCUGUCAAAGUGCCGCUUCGCCACGUGCUCGUCUGGGAUCUAUCCGCCAACUCGACCCGAACAUUUGCCAUUCCAAAUUGCAUUUCGUGCAUCUCUCCAGACUGUCGACUAGUGGCCUACUGCGAUGCUUCGGGAGCUGAAAUCGGUGCUAGGGGCUCGGUUGUCAUCCUCGAUGUGAUAACGGGGGACGAGGUUUGGUGCUGGCCGGACCGGAAUGCAAUCAACGCGCGAAAUAGCUUUGACUCUGGAUUCCGACAGUUCCACGACCUAGGCAGAGUUACUGAACUUUCAUUUUCGGCGGAUGCUCGUUUCUUGGUUGUUGGAGACGGUGGAGGACGCAUGGGAGUGUACGAUGUGCGGGCGUCAAACUAG